UAUAAAAAUACAGCCGGUCUCUUGGGAACGAGGAUUUUCUGCAUCUGAAGGGAAAAAUAGGGGGCCUGAUUUCCCAAUUCUCCCUCUAACUCCCUUCAGUCGAUAUCUCAAUUUCACUGUUUUUCUUGUAAUUGCGUCUACUUGAUACGAUCAUUGAAGCGAGUGUUUGCUGGUUGGCCCUUUUUUUUUCCUGGCAAGCCAUCUUGCUUGGAUAGCUCAAACUUCGUUCCACGCUUGAUAGAAACAUCUUCAGGCACUAACUACCAUCACCAGCCUCACCUAAAAAUGCUGCUUCCUCGACCCGGAGGGUUACAGACAUCUCUGUCCCUAGUUUUAUCAGAUGCUUGUGGGUCCCUCCAUCUUCAAGAACCUGGUUUAAGCUCAGAGGAUGUAAGUGAGUCCCCAAUAGAGAGUGCCAGCUCCCAUGAGGCCUGGCCUACUUGUGGUGAUAAUGCUAUUAUGGGCAAAAAAUUGGAGAAAGAGAAAGAGGGAGAAAGCAAUUGCCCUGAACAGUCAGUCAUUCGCAAGGUUUCUAGUUUAGAUAAGAUGUCUCUUCGUGAUGUAGCUAGUGAACAAGUUGAGAUUAUCUCUGAAAGAAUGCAUUCUCUGACAGAUGAGUUACUAGAGAAGCUCAAGAAUGAGCUUCGUGCCAUUCUUGAAGGAACAGGAGGUUCUCAGCAUAGAGAAGAGUUUUUGAUUCUGCAGAAGCUUGUUAAGAGUAGGGCUGAUCUGACGGCUACUACUCUGAUUACAGCACAUAGGGUUCAACUAGAAAUUCUUGUUGCAAUAAAUACGGGAAUUACAGCAUUUUUACAUCCAAACAUCAGUCUCUCCCAGGCAUGUCUCAUUGAGGUAUUUGUGUAUAAGAGAUGCAGAAACAUUGCUUGCCAGAACCAGCUUCCAGCAGGUGAUUGUACUUGUGAACUAUGCACCAAUAGAAAUGGUUUCUGCAAUCUGUGCAUGUGUGUGAUCUGUAACAAGUUUGGCUUUGAGGUGAACACAUGUCAUUGGAUUGGUUGUGACUUGUGUUCUCAUUGGACUCACACAGAUUGUGCAAUUCGUAAUGGACAAAUUGGAAUGGGUCCUUGUGUUAAGAGUGGACCUGGACCCACUGAGAUGCUUUUUAGGUGCCGAGCUUGCAAUAGGACAUCUAAGUUGCUAGGGUGGGUCAAGGAUGUCUUCCAAAAUUGUGUACCUUGUUGGGACCGGGAUACUUUAAUAAGUGAACUUGAUUUUGUUAGUAGGAUCUUCCAUGGAAGUGAGGAUCCCAGAGGGCAGAAGCUAUUUUGGAAGUGUGAGGAUGUCAUAGGAAAGAUGAAGGGUGGACUUCCAGAGUCAACAGCCUGCAAAAUAUUGUUGCUGUUCUUCCAAGAGCUUGAGGUGGAUCCAACCAAAAACCCUGAAUCAGAAGAAGGUGGACAACUGAUAGCCCCACAAGAAGCAUGCAAUCGAAUAACGGAUGUGGUUCAAGAGGCCAUAAGAAAAAUAGAAAUGGUUACUGAGGAAAAAAUGCGAAUGUUCAAGAAAGCUCGUCUAUCUCUUGAGGCAUGUGACAAGGAGCUUGAGGACAAGGCCAAGGAAGUUGAAGAGCUGAAAUUGGAGAGGCAGCGCAAGAAACAACAUAUUGAUGAGCUGGAUAGUGUUGCGAGGCUUAAGCAGGCUGAGGCAGAAAUGUUCCAGCUUAAGGCCUGUGAGGCAAGGAGAGAGGUUAAGAGGCUCCAGAGGAUUGUCUUUGCAAAGUCAGAGAAGGCAGAGGAAUAUGCCAGCAGGUAUUUGAAACUCCGGUUGAAUGACGCUGAGGCUGAGAAACAGUAUCUAUUUGAGAAGAUAAAGCUUCAGGAGAGUUCAUGGACAUCUCAAAGCAGUGGCAGGGGUAGUGACUCUUCCCAGAUGCUGAUGCUUUGCAAGAUCCAGGACCUGCUGAAGAAUGUGUACAAUGUGCCUCCAAAGGCAGAGACCCAGCCUAAUGACCAUCACUCCCUUGGUUCGGUCCCUUGAAAGAAAGUAUGUGAUGUUGCAUUAGUAAGAUAACUGUUCUUCAUACACAAUGCGUGAAUGGCAAUGGUAUUUUCAUUAGGUUCUGUUUUGUUUUUAUUUUUUCCCCAGUGGAAAACAAAUAUGUCGUUAUUAGUUGCUAAUCUGUGACCUGUGAACUUAUCAAAUUGGCAAUGGAAAGAUUUAGCCAGAAAAUUCAUAACAUGGACAUGCAGACUUGUAAUCCUGCAUGCAUUACAUGUUUAUCUGUGUAUUUAUCAUAGGGUGCAAAUUUCAAGAGCUCAAAAUUCAUGUUCACAACAA
Messenger RNA from Nelumbo nucifera (sacred lotus), 2298 nucleotides. RefSeq names its product OBERON-like protein. Gene Ontology annotation, biological process: maintenance of shoot apical meristem identity; root meristem specification; maintenance of root meristem identity. The record is from RefSeq and is a predicted model, not a curated record. Lineage: Eukaryota; Viridiplantae; Streptophyta; Magnoliopsida; Proteales; Nelumbonaceae. Gene Ontology annotation, cellular component: nucleus.